ACACUGAGGUUUUUCAGCCUGGACAACAGCUGGAUCCUCCUACCUGUUCUUCUAGGCACUGGUGGAGAAGGUGGGGAUUUUCUCUCAAUGUAGCUGGAUUUGCCUGGGAUUUCUGUUCCUCCUUCAGCUGGUAACAUACACUUAUGGUAUCUGGAAAUGGGACUGUCCUUCGGUGAAAACAGAAAUGAUUUCCAGGUCCUUUAAGCUUGGUCUGGGUGUGCAAAGUUUUGAGGACAAAGCCAUCUGUCUUGGGGCUGAGCAACAGUGUGGUUGGCUUUCUCAGAAGCAUGCUUUUGCUGUCACACUUUCUGCUUCAAUUCUUGGUGUUGUGCUGGCACUUUUUCCUUUGUGUGGAUUGCCAGGAGGUGGCCCCCUUUGCUAUGCAGUACAAAGUAUUAGAAGAAGUGCCAAGUGGAACUGUGAUAGGAAAAUUAUCUGAGGAUUUUGGCUGGAAAGAGAGAAGUGAACCAGUAGAGACCUUCCAGCAACUGCAUUUCCCCAAGGAGCUCCCUGUCUGUGUUGGGUCUGGAGAUGGUUUGCUUAGCACGGCAGGGCGGUUGGACAGAGAGCAGUUAUGCAGGCACAACGAUCCAUGCUUGUUCUCUUUUGAUGUGCUGGCUGCCACACACUUGGCUUUAAUCCACGUGGAGAUUCAGGUCUUGGACAUCAAUGAUCAUGCACCCCAAUUUCCAAAAUCUGAGCUGGAACUAGAAAUAUCAGAGAGUGCAUCUUUACGAACACGGAUACCACUGGACCGAGCCCUCGAUCCAGACACUGGCUCCAAUGCCCUCUGCUCUUACUCAUUAUCACCCAGUGACCACUUUGCUUUGGAUGUAAUUUCUGGAUCUGAUGGAACUAAACAUGCAGAACUUGUAGUUGUUAAAGAAGUGGACAGAGAGCUCCACUCUUGUUUUGAUCUAGUAUUGACUGCCUUUGAUCAUGGAGAACCACCAAAAUCAGGCACAACCUUACUUAGGGUAAUUGUUUUAGACUCCAAUGAUAACAGCCCUAUGUUUGCAGAGAGUUCUUUGACAGUGGAAAUCUGGGAAGAUGCUUUGCCUGGGACAAUUCUUAUAAACCUUACAGCCACUGACCCUGAUCAGGGUCCCAAUGGGGAGGUAGAAUACUCACUCAGUAAACAUGCUUCACUGGACGUGUUGAACAUGUUCAUCAUUGAAGCCAAGACAGGCAGUAUAGUUCUGAGACGCCCACUGGACUAUGAAGAAAACCACACCUAUGAAGUAGAUGUACAAGCCAGGGAUCUUGGAGCCAACCCUAUCCCAGCACACUGCAAGAUCCUCAUCAAGGUCCUGGAUGUCAACGACAAUGCCCCAGAUGUGCACAUCACUUGGGCUGCCCAGGUGCCAGUGCUAUCUGAAGCUCUUCCUAAAGACAGUUUUGUUGCGCUGGUGACAGUAAGCGAUCCUGAUUCUGGAAACAAUGGACAGGUGCAUUGUUACCUUAGUCAAGGAGUUGAGCAUUUCAAAUUGAAAAGGACCAACAGAUACACUUAUAUGCUGUUGACCAAUGCCAUUUUGGACAGGGAGAGGUGGGCAGAAUAUAACCUGACAUUAAUGGUCCGGGACAAUGGGAACAACUCCUUAGCCGCGAGGAAACACCUCACUAUAUGCAUCAGUGAUGUCAAUGACAACCCACCAUUGUUUGAAAGAAUUACAUAUGAUGUCACUAUUGCUGAGAACAAUAUGCCUCCAUCCUACCUAAUUACUGUCAAGGCUCACGAUGCUGACUUAGAUUUUAAUGGAAAAGUCACUUAUAGAAUCCAGGACUUCCUUAUUUCAGAUUUGGUCUCUAUUGAUUCAAAAACUGGCGAAAUCUUUGCGCUCAGAGCUUUUGAUUAUGAACAAAUGACAAGUCUGGAAUUCCUGGUGACAGCAGAAGAUGGGGGUCACCCCAAACUUGCGUCUAAUGUUUCUGUUAGGAUUACUCUGCUUGAUAGGAAUGAUAAUUCCCCAGUGAUCGUGCAGCCAGUGCUGGUGGGAGGCAAAGCAAGGAUCAUUGUUCUAGUCAAUGCACAGACCGGAUGCCUGUGGCUAUCCCUAGGGAACGACAGCCCCCAAGGUACAGCAGUAACCACUAUGACACCAACACCCAGUUCAAACGUUUCCCUGCUAUUCACCAUAUCUGCCAGUGAUGCAGAUUCUGGCCUGAAUGGGGCCCUUCACUAUGAUAUUCUGAGUGGGAAUGAUGCCAGUUUGUUUCUCAUUGAUCCACUGUCAGGGCAGGUGUUUAUCAACAGCGGCAAUGUCAGCAGCCUCAUUGGCAGUGAAUGGGAAUUGGGGGUGUUGGUAAGGGAUCAAGGGAACUCACCUCUGCAGGCUAAAGCCAUUGUGCAGUUAAGUUUCAGAAAUCAUCUUGACCAGCUGACAAAUUCAGCCCAGGAGGCUCAGAUGCUGAGCCCAUCCAUGGUAACUGUUAUCUGCCUAGUUGUGCUAUUAGGCACUUUUCUUUUUAUUUUGGCUUUAAUUGUGUCUAUAUGCAAAAGAGAGAAGAAAGAUAACAUGGCCUACAACUGCAGGGAAGCAGAAGAUGCCCACAGACAUCAGCAGCUCAAGAAGCCCCACAAACACAUUCAGAAAACAGAUAUAUAUUUAGUCCCUGUACUCAGAAAUAGGCAAGCUGUGCAGAGUGAGGCUGAGCAAGUUCGCUCCUGUGAAGAAGCUUUGCUGAAGGAAAGUUCCUGGGAUGACCCACUGCAGACCCCAUUUCAUUUAACCCCAACACUGUACAGGACCCUUAGAAACCAGAAAGGUCCAGCUGAACAGAAAGAUGCCUUCAAUCUCCCUGCAAUACAGUGCAGACCCUUCCACCCACAUAGGCUAAGAAAUGCAUCAAAAGAGAGCUCAAGCUUUCAAGAUGCACAAACCCACUCCAAAAGCUUAGAGAACCCACAGCUGAAGCCUUUGGGAGAUGUGAAUUGCGACGUCUCACUGCCAACUAAUCAGCCUUCAGACAUGACUCUGAAGAGACAGAGAAUUGCCAAGACAGACACAGAGCCCAGGGAAGCCCAUCCCCACCAGCACCUCCUGAGAAGCCUAGUGAGGCUGUCGAUGGUGGCACUUGCAGAGCAGGACCCCACGGGAGAACUUGCUAUGGAGUCGCCUCCUGUUCAGCAAAUCUCUCAGCUGCUGUCUUUGCUGCAUCAGGGUCAGUUCCAGCCCAAACCAAAUCACAGGGGAAACAAAUACACAGCCAAGAAUGGCAGCAGGAAUGCAGGGCUGGAUUCUGAUUGCCUCAGUAUAAAGGACAGUGGCCAAGGAGAGAGUGAGGCAGAUGACCGGGAUUCAGAAAAUGGACUCAAUCUUUCCAUACACCAGCUGGUGGGAGAAGAACUUGAGAGCCUUCUAGAGCCCCAUGCAGGGCUGGCCCUAGAGAGGCUGACGGCAGACCCUGCAUGGAUGGCUCGGCUCUCCCUGUCCCUCACCAGCAGCUACAAGGAAAAUGUUUUCUCCCCUGAUUCCCUGCACUUUUCUCAGGACCAGGAAGAUGCAGGGCAGGAUAAACCAAGAACCUUUGAGACAUUUGGCAAAGUUACUGGAUCUGACCCAAACACAGCCAGGACAAGACUGGCCAGCACUUUCCUCUCCGAGAUGAGCACCCUAUUUGAAAUGAUCUUAUCUCAGAAAGCACAGGCCCAUGUAACAACGACCUCGGGGCUCCUGCAGCAGCUCUCUGCGUGCAGGAAGCCCUUUGGGGUGGAUGGGGAUGCUCCUGCUGUGUAGGUCAUGUGGGAAGGCUAACGGCUGCAGCAGACACGUGAGCAGAACCACUGCUCUUUGCACAUGGAAAUAGCGACUGAUGAUGGUGGUGAACAGUUCCAGCAUGAACCACACCUGAAUAGAGAUUGUCAUAGAUGCAUAUGCCCUCCUACUUCCCUUAUCUGACUGCACCUCCCCCAAAUCCCCUUCCAUCUCUUGGCCCCUGCCAAAGGAGUUCCCAUUCUCCACCCCC
Messenger RNA from Dermochelys coriacea (leatherback sea turtle), 3969 nucleotides. It is a transcript of the gene PCDH12, whose product is annotated as protocadherin 12. The record is from RefSeq and is a predicted model, not a curated record. The transcript has 4 exons. Bases 288 to 3740 code for a protein of 1150 amino acids. NCBI's taxonomy places the organism in Eukaryota, Metazoa, Chordata, Testudines, Dermochelyidae. Gene Ontology annotation, cellular component: plasma membrane. Gene Ontology annotation, molecular function: calcium ion binding. Gene Ontology annotation, biological process: homophilic cell-cell adhesion.